AGGUCGUUAAGAAAUCUGACGGCGAAGGGGAAGAAGCUGUUCCGGAAUCGUUGAGUGUGGGUCUUCAGGCUCCUGUAUCUCCUCUCUGAUAGUAGUUACGAGAAGAGGCCAUGUUGCGGAUGACCUGCGGUGAGAGACUGAUUGAAGAAAGCCCGCAAUUGGAAGUAAACAGUAGCUGAAGACUCGGAAGCACCAACAAGUGAACCAGACCCAGGACUCAAGAGUGCCAACUAGGGAGAAACCUUUGACUCAACGUUUCCAUUAAGUCAGCCAGGCGAAAGUGUGUCCUGCGGUGAAUGACUGAUUGCAAAAAAAUCUCACAGCUGGAAGUGAACAGCAGCUAAAAACUCAGGAACAGCAACAAGUGAACCAGCCCCAGAACUGAGGAGAGCGACUGGACAGAACCCUUCUGAUCCAGACUUUCCAUCAAUUCAGUUGGGAGAAGGUGUGAGCACCGGAAUUUGUGACCACCUGUCACCAUCAUGGCUGAAGGUGCCGGUAGGGUAAGAGGUGCAGUGUCUUCCACAUCAAGGAGCACGCAGGUGGCAUAUUAACUCGUAUAUAGAACGUCUUCAAGAGACUUUUGCCAGUUGGAUCAUCAAGGGAAGACGAUCAGGAUACAGGAACUAUGACACAAAAGCAAGGUCCGAUUGAGAGCGGUGUCCCAAUGGAAUCUGUUCCGGCCUUGGAGGAAAGGGAACAAAAUCAGCCCAGCGGGAGUGGGAUCAGAGACACAAUUCAGGGCCUUGGCACCGGCCCAAGUGAGGCAAUUCCCUGUGACGUCAGAGGUCCGUUAAUCAAGGAAUCAUCAAGUCUUAACCAAGGAGCAGAACUGAAGUGUACAAUCUCUGAGCUCCUGACACAGUGGGACGAUGAGCAACUGUUCCAGCUAACAAAGCUCUACCGGGAGAGACUGAAACAGGCGAUUGAAGAAAGGGUUGAAGGACUCAGCUGGAUGUUGAGACAGGAGGGACAUUUCAGUGGACAAGAUCAAGAGAGAUUCACUGAGCUCGGGAGAAAGGGAAACCGGACAGAGAUCUCAACACUCUUCUUCAGUCUGGUGUCGGGGAAAGGGUCCCGGGCCCGGAGGGUGAUGUGGGAAUCCUUCGUGAAAAUGCGGAAUGAGUUACCAAAGUUGGACAAAAUACUGAAAGAAAUCCAGGAGCUCGGUCCUGAUCCACAUGAAUACAUAAAAAUUGCCCGAGGUUUAUGUGCAUUACCCAUUCAACUGAAAGAUGUUCAGCAGAAACACAAGGAGACUCUGGGGGCACAAACUGAAACACUGAGAGUGAACACGAUCCUGAUGAGGGAGAAGGUGAAGUUUUUCCCGCUGGUUGAUCGAUACGCUGAGCUCACUCUCAUUUCUACUGUUCGAGAUCGGAGACUUGUGGAACACGAACUGUUGGCAAGAGGCCGGGACCAUGAGGACUGGAGAGAGAAGCAUCUCCGGGGAGAGCUGGAAAAAAUCCGGACUGAUCAAUUGUUCCAGAGCAGCUUUUCCCGGAGAAAAUCCAAAUCUGGGAGUUCGGCAGCAGUUGCUGGAGUCCCGGGGAUCGGGAAAACAACAAUGGUACAAACGAUUGUUCAUGACUGGGCCACGGGGAUAUUAUACCAACACUUGCAAUUUGUCUUCAGCUUCAAAUUCCGGGAUUUAAACUCCAUUAACUGCAGAAUAAACCUGAGGGAAUUAAUACUGGAUCAGUAUCCUUACUUUGGGAACAUCCUGGUAGAGGUCUGGAAGAACCCAGACGGAUUGUUGUUUAUAUUCGAUGGUUUGGAUGAAUUCAAACACCGAAUCGAUUUUGCUGACAGUCGGAGAGACACAGAACCUCAGCACAUGUGCCCAGAUCCCGAGUGGCGGUGUGAAGUGUCUGUCAUUGUGUACAGUUUAAUCCAGCACAGGCUGCUCCCAGGGUGUUCAGUGCUGGUGACCACCCGCCCCACUGUGUUACAUUUAUUGGAAAAGGCGGAGAUCAGUGUCUGGGCUGAAAUCCUGGGAUUUAUUGGUGAGGAACGGAAGGAAUAUUUCUGCAGGUCUUUUGAAGAUCAGACGGUGGCAGCAGCUGUUUUCAAACACGUGGAGGAGAACGAGAUCCUGUACACCAUGAGCUACAACCCCUCCUAUUGCUGGAUCCUCUGUUUGGCACUGGGCCCCUUCUUCACACAAAGAAACAGGGACCCGCAGCGAGUUCCCAAGACCAUCACCCAACUAUAUUCCUACUAUAUUUACAACAUCCUGAAAAACCACGGCUGUGAGAUUGAAAGCCUCCGUGAUGUGUUACUGAGGGUUGGUCAGAUGGCCUUUCGAGGAGUUUCCGAGAAGAAGAUUGUGUUUACAGAUGGAGAUUUGAUCAACUACAAUCUGCAGCCUUCCCAGUUCCUGUCCGGGUUCCUGAUGGAACUCUUGGAGAGAGAGGAUUGUGCCCGGAGCGUGGUGUACACAUUUCCACACCUCACCAUCCAAGAGUUUGUAGCCGCACUCGCACAAUUCCUGAAUCCGCAUCCCGGGGAUAUCCUGAAACUCCUCACUGAAGCCCACAGCACGACAGACAGGCGAUAUGAUGUAUUUCUCCGUUUUGUUGCUGGUCUCUCCUCCCCAGCGUCAGCUCGGGGGCUGGAGGAGUUUUUGGGACCAUUUCCCCAUCAAACAAUCUGCCGAGUGAUUGACUGGGUGAAGAAGGAGGUGAAAUUUCAAUUUGGAAACGCAGGGAGAGCAACGGGUAAAAGAAGCCUCCUGAACACACUGCACUACCUGUUUGAGUCUCAGAACCGUGGACUGGCUCAGGCCACAGUGGGAUCUGUGGAAACACUUUCAUUCGGUGAAUUGCGACUGACCCCGAUUGACUGCACCGUCCUGUCUCAUGUCAUUGGGCUCUGUGAUACAAUAAAACACCUCGAGCUGGAUCGCCACUUCAUUCCGUGUGAAGGGCUCCAGCGGCUGGGACCGGGGCUGCAUAAGUGCCAGGAGUUGGGACUGGGGAGCAAUGACCUGGGAUAUUCGGGAGUGAAACUGGUGUCUGCGGCUCUCAGGGACCCGGAGUGUAAAAUACAGAGACUGCGGCUGGGACGGGUCGGGCUCACAGAUUCUGGUGCAGAGGAUCUCGCCUCCGCUCUGAGUACAAACCGUUCACUGACGGAGCUGGACCUGGGAUCAAACUCCCUCACAGACCGAUCUGUCCCCGCUCUCCCCCGCCUCAUCCUGAACCUCCCGUGUCUGGAAUGGAUCCGGUUGGAGGGGAAUCAGUUCAGUUCAGAUGGACAGAAUCAGCUGAAGUUGCUGCAGGGAACCAGACCCAGACUGAGGCUGGACCUGGAAAAGUCCCAAUGUAUAGACAUCCCCGCCCGUGGAAUGGGAAUAUUUUGGCCGGUUUCCGCCCUCCACUUUAAACGCGCGCGCUCCCAGUUUAAAUCCCAACGGCCGGAACGGUUCCCAGCUGGAGCGUAGCGCGCCCCUUCUCUCUAUGACGUCAGAGGAAACCCACAGACACGUUAUCCGACCGCUCCCACGAUGCCCGGGGCUGGAUGCCCCUGAGUGGGGCCCUGGGACAAUUAGACAGACAGGAAGGUCCCAGGACAGACUGGGACACCAGGGAACGCAUUCAGUGUGCAAGGUGGGGCUCAGUACUGGACAGCAGUGAUGGCAUUCAGUGCCCUGCUGGGGUAUCAAAAAGUGUGGGACAACAGAGUUGGCAUUCAUUGUACCGGGUGGGGCUCACGCUGCGACAUCAGUAAUGCCAUUGUGUGAGACGGGGGCAAUUUGCCGGGUCAGGAACCUUCCUGGCCAUGUUGCUGAGGGGGAAGGGGUGGAAUUUUCCCUCCAUUCGGCAGCCUGUGGAUAUAGUAGUGAUAAUUUGUAAAAUACCUCAGUAGAUAAGCCUAGACCUCCAGUAAUUAUGCUGUUAAUUUGAGUGAAGACAGAGAGCAUCCAGAAACUCCUGCUGGUGCGGAAUGGCGUUGAUAAAAGGAGCUGAUUAUUCAACAUGCCGCUCAUUGUCGCUUGUCUAUCAAUUGUGCAUGAAUGUAAAUGAAUUGUGAGCAGCUUAUUUUACCCGAACGUCGGAAAUUUACUCAGUGUUUAAUUCAUAAUGGGCAAAGUGAACUCAAUAAA
This is a messenger RNA of Pristis pectinata (smalltooth sawfish), 4108 nucleotides long. RefSeq names its product NACHT, LRR and PYD domains-containing protein 3-like. Gene Ontology annotation, cellular component: cytoplasm. Bases 629 to 3445 code for a protein of 938 amino acids. The record is from RefSeq and is a predicted model, not a curated record. Lineage: Eukaryota; Metazoa; Chordata; Chondrichthyes; Rhinopristiformes; Pristidae. The transcript has 12 exons.